This is a messenger RNA of Scleropages formosus (Asian bonytongue), 952 nucleotides long. Its product is annotated as protein FAM177A1. The transcript has 5 exons. The record is from RefSeq and is a predicted model, not a curated record. Bases 65 to 562 code for a protein of 165 amino acids. NCBI's taxonomy places the organism in Eukaryota, Metazoa, Chordata, Actinopteri, Osteoglossiformes, Osteoglossidae.
GGGUGUUGUCACCAAUGAGGAAAUAAAUGCUUUUGUUCUGCACUUUCCAAUCUGAAGAGUGAGCAUGGACGUCAACAAAGGUCCAUCUGUAGAAGAGACGCAGUUUGGUUUUCCAUCUCCGUCUCAACGGAAACGGGUCCUUCACUUCGCCAGUGGCGAGACCCUGGAGGAGGACAGCAGCGGUGAAGAGGACAAGGAGACUCACAGUGAUGUACACAGCGGCCCUGUGAACACGUCUCAGCAGUCAUGGAAGAUGUAUUCUGUCCUUCUGUGGAGGCAGUUUUGCAAGAAGUCAUUACAAACCUGCGAUUACCUAGGAGAAAAACUUGCAAGUUUAGCGGGAUUGAACACAUCUAAGUACCAGUAUGCUGUUGACGAAUAUCAUCGUAAAAACAAAGAGGGGUCGGGACUGGAACAGAGCAGGUGUUUGUCUUCCCAGAGGAAUACGGACUAUGGCUCGAUGGGCCGAGCGGGCGGCGCUGCGCACCUCAAGUCCGACCGCAGUGCGGGACUGAGAGCGGAGGAAUCUGCAGACGCAGCACACCUCCAGCACGGCCACUGAGCUGCAGCUCCGCGUCUGGGGCCACAAACACGAAGCAUCGUUCUUUUUUUUUUUUUCCUCAUAAGCGCUGUGAUUUUCUCCGGCUCUUUGGCUUUGUUUUUCAGUUCACCAAGCCCCUGUUUAAAAUAUGUGUUAUCAUAGCAUAAAAUAAAGUUCAAAAUGUUUCGAUUAUUCUGGAUUUUUUUUUUUUCUCAAAUUAAAAACACUGGCAUGUCUGUUCACGUUACUGUUUCUGCUUAAAAUGAUCAUGUUGUAAGAUAUUCACUUUCUAAAGCUGAAGUUCUUUUCUGUGAGAAAUGUUCGAAGCUUUUCUUCAGGAUAAGGUAAAGUUUUAUACGUUUUGACAGGUGAAUGUUUUUUGUUCGUGCACUUGUGUUAAAAGUCCUUAAA